Messenger RNA from Conger conger (European conger), 2767 nucleotides. RefSeq names its product RNA pseudouridine synthase domain containing 1 (gene rpusd1). The transcript has 6 exons. The record is from RefSeq and is a predicted model, not a curated record. The coding region runs from base 122 to 1009 and encodes 295 amino acids. Gene Ontology annotation, molecular function: RNA binding; pseudouridine synthase activity. Lineage: Eukaryota; Metazoa; Chordata; Actinopteri; Anguilliformes; Congridae. Gene Ontology annotation, biological process: pseudouridine synthesis.
GCGUUUGUGACGUUUGCUAUGUUUGUACACUACCACAAUGUGGUCCGAUUCGGGGAUUGCAAUGACAUAAACCACAGGAGUUCUUUAAUAUACAGAACGAUCAAAGCAAGUCAGCGCGAGCAUGGAGCCGGCCAGUCUGGAGAACCUGUGCGUGCUGUAUCAUAGUGCUGACUUCAUUGUGGUCAACAAGCACUGGGACAUCCGCAUCGACAGCAAGAUGUGGUACGAAAAGCAGACCGUGCAGAGUCAGCUGCGACACCGCUUCCCUGAGUUGGCCGACCCUGGUACAUACUACGGAUUCAGGUUCUGCCACCAGCUGGAUUUCUCCACCAGCGGAGCACUGUGUGUGGCUCUGAACAAGGCUGCAGCUGGGAGAGCUUACCGCUGCUUCAAGGAACGCCUGGUGACCAAGGCCUACCUUGCUCUGGUCAGAGGUUGGGUGGACGGUGACAGAAUGACUCUGGAUUUCUCCAUUGGUAAAAACACCUGCGAGGGGAAGACUCACAUGAUGUGCAUAGAAGGAGCAGAAGGCUGUGAGAACCCCAAGCCCUGCCAGACAGAGCUCCAGGUGCUGGAGUAUGGCUCGUACAGUGGAGACCCGGUCACCAAAGUCCUGCUGCAGCCUCUCACUGGCCGUACGCACCAGCUCAGAGUGCACUGCGGCGCAAUUGGCCACCCCAUCGUGGGCGACUUCACGUACAGCCUGCGGAAGGACAGCGCCCCCUACCGCAUGAUGCUGCACGCCUACCUGCUGCGCCUGCCCCUGCUGCCGGAGCCUGUGGAGGUGACCGCGCCCGACCCCUUCGUGACCUCGCUGGACCCCCGCUGGACCCCGCAGCGGCAGCUCUGCACUGUAGAGGCCGCCCUGCAGAGCCUGCUGCAGCCCGGCCCGGGGGAGGGGCGUAGCCCACAGCAUUCUGGGACAGAGGAGACUAAGAGCCCCCCGGUGGAGACGGAAGAACAGAUUGCCCAGUGCCAGCAGUGGCUGUCUGAGUGGGGUAUGGACUGAACACACACACACACACACACACACAUAUACACAAAUAUGCACACUCACACACACGUUUUUCCUACCUACUGCAGCUCUACAUCAUUGCGGUUAUUUCCCAUUUCUUCCCCUGUGAUGUGAAAUGGUGUCGUACCCCUCCUAUGGGCUGGGCCAAUGGGGUGAGUCUGGGCAGGCCAAGGCAAGGCAAGGUGGAAUGGUGUGUCAGUGUCUAUUCAACCUCCUCAUCACCAGGAUGUUGCGUAUUAAUAUUUUAAUCAGCCUGAGAAGUUCACAACUACAGUGUACGUAAAAUAUGAGAAUAUGUGAAUAAAUGGGUAAUGCUCAAGCUAAUUUAUAAAACUAUUUUUAAGCAUAAAAAUUGGUAAUUUUAUAUUUUAGGUUUAAAGAAGGCAAAUGUUCUAUCUGUGGUCUAAUCUAAUUAUUUUGGCAUGGAAGGUUUUUGCACAUAACACAUACGUGCCAGAGAGUGUCAUGUGACCUGUAUCCAUCAUCUUUAAAUAUGGCUGCCUUAUCUGAAACUUGAUGUUAUGUAAGCAAUUUGGCCACUGGAGGUUGCUAGCAGUCUUGGAGGCUUCCAGUCCCUGCUCAACAUCCCGAAACAGUGGAUAAAUCACUUCCAACUUCAAAACUAUGUCAGACCAACAACCAGUGUGCCAAGUUUGGAACUUUCAUGAACAACACUGAGGAAGAAAAGGCCGAACACUAUGCAUUCGGCACGUGAAAUAUGGCUGUAAUACCAUGUGACCCAGCGCUUUUUAUGCCUAUACUGCAAAUAAUAAAUAAUAACUAUUUUCCUUUGGGCUUGAAAGCCUAGUUAGAACAUCAGCUGUAGCUGUUGGUACUCAUAAUAUUCUAGUAUCUGUUGCUGAAGUGCCACACUUUGUACACUUUCUGAUGAGAUGGAGGGCAUUGUUCCCUCUGUGGUCACAUGGUACUGCAGGCGUGAAAGUAAGGGGUGGUGGUUACAGUGACACUCAAAGCUCAUGUCUCACCAGCAUGCAUAUGCUCACCUCUCUCUGGCCUCUAUAGCAGUGGUUCUUAACUUCGGUCCUGGGGGACCUCUGUGUAUGCUCUGUGUUUUUCUCCCCACCACAGUUGCAGUCCCAGAAUUUUAACAAGCCGUUUAUUUUUCUAAAUUAGGUACUUGUCAAGUUUCAAGGGAUUAUUUACCAUCUUAAGCCACAUUAUGUCUGAAAUUGCUUUGCACAAAAUUAGGAGAAAUCAACAGCUUGUUAAAAUUCUGGAAUUACAAUUGUGGUCGGAAUGAAAACUAGCAUACACACGGUUCCCCCAGGACCGAGAUUGAGAAGCACUGCUCUAUUGGGACAUGUACGAGGCAGAGCUGUGUUCUUCCAGACUCUGUCUCCAUGGAAACCCUCAGUGUAGUUUCUGUGUUAAAUAUUGUUCUGUUGUACAGUGCAGCUAGUUUUUCAUUUUGCCUUUUUUAUGUUCAUUUGUACAUGUGAUGUGUUUAAAUGUUGUAUUUUAUUGCAUUUGUAUAUUCAAUAGAUUUUCAUUUGUGAAGUAAAUUAAACCUAUAAUAUCAUUACUUGUGAGCACAACACUCGGCAGGUUGUUCAGUUUCAAAUUAUGGUUCUUGCAUUGCAGUUUAAUGCUCCCAAGUGUUGUGGUUAUAGCAAAUGUGGAGAGCUGUCAGCAUCAAUACAGCUGAUGUUAUAACUGUACUUGCUACAGACUCUACAGAGAAUGUUCACUCAACAUAUGAAUAAUGACCAAAUAAAAACAGUAAACAAACUA